AUAAAUUAUGCUCCUUUUUUAUUACAAAAUAUGAUUGCACUUUCUAACAUUUGGCGAAUGGGCAGCGAGGGAGAUAAAAAUAAUAACCAGAGAUAACGUAGAAUAGUGGGACGAUGAGAAAAUCUUUUAGGGAAAGUCUCCAUUAAAUUGACUCCCGCCCUCACUCUUCCCCAACUCAGCAGCUCCUCUCUCUCCAUCGGGAACAGAGGGGGAAGAUGGAGCUAAUGGGCAAUGGAGGUGGAAGGGUGAACCAGGAGUAUCCGAUGGGAAAGAGAAAGACGAUGGCGAUGGAACAGGAUAUGGACGCCGGAAUGGACGAGCUGCUCGCAGAACUCGGAUAUAAGGUUAGGUCCUCGAGCAUGGCGGAUCUGGCACAGAAGCUGGAGCUGCUGGACCGAGCUAUGGGGAACAGCUCCGCGUUGGACGAUAUCUUUCUUUCUCAUCUCGCUUCCGAUUCCGUCCACUAUAACCCUUCCGAUAUGUCGAGGUGGGUCGACAACAUGCUAUCGGAGCUCGACGCGCCGCCAUCGGCGACGUUUCCAAGCCCUAGUGUUGUCGAUCUUUCUCCUAUCAAUGUAUCUUCCUGGUUGGGAUACCCAGCCCAACCAAGUCUCUCUAUCCAAUCUGAUUGCGGAUCGGAUUCCCAUCUAGGCUUGGAAUCAAGAGAGUGGAAGCGGAUUAGGACCGCUUCUUCUUCGGCCGAUUGCAGCGGUGGAUUGAUCCGGCCAUCGGAGGUAGUUUAUUCGUCAGCUAUGCCGAUGAUGAUGGUGGAAUCUGAUCAUGAAGCCGGCAUCCGUCUAGUCCAUGCUCUGGUAGCCUGCGCGGAAGCUAUUCAAGAAGAGAAUUACAAAUCGGCGGAUGCUAUUAUGAAACAAAUCACCUUCCUCACCUCCUCCCAACAUGGCGCGAUGCGCAAAGUCGGUGUGUACUUCGCUGAAGCCCUGGGCCGACGAAUCUACAGCCUCCACCCCAAGCAAGACCACUACCUUGACUCCGCCUUCUCCGACAUCCUUCAAAUGCAUUUCUAUGAAACUUGCCCUUACCUCAAGUUCGCCCACUUCACCGCCAACCAAGCCAUUCUCGAAGCCUUCGCCGGCCACCGACGCGUUCACGUCAUCGACUUCGGUAUAAAACAGGGGAUGCAAUGGCCCGCUCUAAUGCAAGCCCUCGCCCUCCGCCCCGGCGGCCCUCCUUCAUUCCGCCUCACUGGAAUUGCCUCACCCCAAUCGGACAACUCCGACUCGCUCCAAAAACUCGGCUUAAAACUCGCCCAGCUCGCCAGAACCAUCAACGUUGAAUUCGAGUUUCGCGGCUUGGUCGCCAACUCCCUCGCCGAUCUCGAGCCUUACAUGCUCGACGUCGAACCAGAGGUAAUCGCCAUCAACUCUGUCUUCGAACUCCACGGCCUCCUAGCACUUCCUGGAGCAAUAGAGAAGGUGCUCGACACGGUCCGCUCAUUGCGGCCGCGGAUUGUAACAACUGUGGAGCAGGAAGCGAACCACAACGCGGAUGGAUUCUUGGAGCGGUUCACGGAAGCGUUGCAUUACUACUCGACGCUGUUCGAUUCUAUGGAUGGUGGCAGCGACGAGGGGUCGCCGGAGAAAUUGAUGUCGGAAGUGUUUGUUGGAAGGCAGAUCUGUAACGUGGUGGCGUGCGAAGGGUUUGAGAGAACGGAGAGGCACGAGACAUUGGAGCAGUGGAUGUUGAGGAUUCGUGGGGCGGGGUUUGAAUCUGUGAACCUCGGAUCGAAUGCAUUUAAGCAGGCGAGUAUGUUGCUUGCGCUGUUUGGUAGGGGAGAUGAAUAUCGGAUUGAGGAGAAGGAAGGCUGUCUUACGCUUGGUUGGAACAAUCGGCCGCUCAUCGCCACCUCCGCUUGGCGUGUUGCCGGCGCCGGCGAUGGUGUGGAAGCUGCGCGGUGAUUCUCUUUUGAUGGAUAUUGCUAAGGCUUAGCGGUUGGCUAAACCGAUCACGGAACUUUUUUUUAUUUUUUUAUUCGCGUUUU
Molecule: messenger RNA, 2002 nt
Organism: Dendrobium catenatum
Lineage: Eukaryota; Viridiplantae; Streptophyta; Magnoliopsida; Asparagales; Orchidaceae
Product: DELLA protein SLR1
Exons: 1
Coding region: 216-1919 (567 amino acids)
Biological process (GO): regulation of DNA-templated transcription
Cellular component (GO): nucleus
Molecular function (GO): DNA-binding transcription factor activity; sequence-specific DNA binding
Source: RefSeq, a predicted model, not a curated record